Messenger RNA from Salmo salar (Atlantic salmon), 3724 nucleotides. RefSeq lists its product as uncharacterized. Lineage: Eukaryota; Metazoa; Chordata; Actinopteri; Salmoniformes; Salmonidae. Gene Ontology annotation, biological process: negative regulation of DNA-templated transcription; negative regulation of circadian rhythm. The record is from RefSeq and is a predicted model, not a curated record. Gene Ontology annotation, cellular component: nucleus.
GGAAUAUUCACCAGACAGGGCGUAUAGGUACAUUGCUAGUUACAAUGUAUCGACUCGAGAACUCAGCGACAACAUUAACGGGUGUUUGAAAUACUUUUACAUUGUUAUUCUGGAUGAGGAUGCCCUACCGAGCAGGAGACUGAACGCUUGUCAGGUCCUAGGGCGGGGAGAUUGACAAGGCAGAAGGUUUAAGGACAAGGACAGAAUAAAUGGUCCGUGAUGCCAAAGGAGCAGGCACAUUUUGGGGAGCGGCCCGAGCGCGUACCCCAGGGCACCUCUAAGAAUGCCAAGGAUAAGAGUAACAGUGCCACUCUGCGGGCAUCCCAGUGUGGCACUCACAGAGACCAGGAGGGUAGGAGAAUGGGCAUGAACGGGAGGAUGUCACAGUCUGACUCGGAGAAGGACUCAGAGAAAGACUCGGGAUACUCUGAGACUGGUUCGGACUCAGUGCAGAAUGAUCUGGAUGACCAGCGUAGCAGCGUAAGUGAGGCCUACCGAGCCCACAGCAGUAGCAGCUCCCUGGGCCACAACUUGCCCCCAUUUGAGGAGCAAAAUCCCAUCUACGUCAUCAAGAACCUGCUGGUUAAACCGUCUGGACCAGAGCAACUACUGCACAGAACCCUGGCAUGGGGGGGAGGAUGGGACAGUCUGUCUGGUUCCAAGGCCCCCACCCAGCUCCUACUCAUCCAAAAACCAGGGGUACCCUCCCCCGUCCCUGCCCCCAACAAUCUGCUCGAUCCACAGGGCCAGUCCAAGAAAGGGGGAAGUAGAAGCAACAAGAACCAUAACAGCAAGAACUCGUACCUCCCCAUCCUCAACUCCUACCCCCGCAUUGCUCCCCACCCGAGCAAGGAAGGCUCAGAGCAGAGCAGAGAGGGUGCAGGGGAUGUGAAGGAGAGAAGCAUAGAGGGCCAGAGCCGGAGCAAGAGGGUGUGUACGGAGGACAAGAGAGAAGUAGUGUCCACCACCAGUCAUCUUCGACCACAGCAGCACCAACUCCACCAGCGAGAGAGCAGAACCCAAUCCCAUUACAAAGUCAGCAGCAGCCGAAGCUCCUCCUCCCACCUCCCUCACCAUUCCAUGGGUGGCCCUGCCUCCUCCAGCCAGCAGGGAUCUCACUACUGCCACCAACAUGCCAAACCCAGCCCCUCUCUCUCCCACUCCAACGGUGUUGGCUCCCCAUCCGUCAUCAGCUCCCAUACAUCCUCCUCCACCUCGUCCCCCUCAUCCUCCGCCGACAGCUGGGCCCCAGAAACCUCAGUAGACCUGUCCGACUGCUUGUCUGACUGCUCAUUGGUGCGUCAGCGGCGCUUCCUCAACACAGCAGAGAUCCUGAGCCAGUCGGGCCUGCUGGCCAUCACGCUGCGCACCAAGGAGCUUCUGCGCCAGAAUGCCGCCACCGAGAAAGAGCUGACCCAGCUCCGCCAGCACGCCCAGCUACUCUGCUUGGCGGCCCAGACCGGCCAAGAGGCCACCCAGCAAGGACCUAACGAAGGUCCCAGCCCCAUGGACAAGCUGCUCCAAGCCAUGUCCCAGUCGGGACGCUACCCGAGCCUCGACUGGACCUACUUUAAUGCCAACGGCCACAACUGUCCCGAGAAAGGAGACGAGGCUGAGAAAGACAGCAGGGACAGUAAUAACAAUGACAAGCACAGCCCGUCUCAGAACCCGUUGGCGGCGGCGCCCCUGGGUAACCAUGACGAUGGCACGUCACCUCCGUCGCCACUUUUCGCCCUGUCUCCUGACCCAGAGGACUGUCCCGAUGUUCUUGCCAGCCUGCUCUCCAUCUCUCCAUCUCCCCCUCCCCAAGGGCAGGGCCGGAGACAUGUGGGCAGCGCUAAGCCCCUGUGUGACCUCACCAUGCCCCCGGAUAGCUCCACCCACCGGGCCUAUUUACUCUAGCUCUUAUGGGGAGGGGCUUCCAUGGGGGACGUUUUGACGGAGGAGCAUGUGCCACUGUAGGGGGAGAAGCUAAGGAGAGAGGGGAAUGCACUGAACUGUGCGAAACUGUGAAUACCCGAUCUUAACUGUAUUACAUCUGAUGGAUGUAUUUUUUUAUAUAUAUAUAUAUUUUUUUUUUGCUGUUGACUCUACUACCACACUUAAAUAAUUAUCACAAUAUUGUUUAUUUUAUUGAUCUAAUUAGCCAGGCUAUUUCAUUAAUGAGAACAUACAAAUAUGCUUCUUAGGGGACGUUGUAAACAAACAAGAGGGUCCAUGAAUGGAUUAUCUAAUUCAGUACAUUAAAUUCCAGCACAUCAUUAAAUGUAUGGAAUAGAAUUAUUCUGCUAGGGCCCUUUUUAAACAUAGAAAGGUUCCCUCGGCUGUAGUUUGCUUAAAACCCUUGGUAAAACGAUAACAGCACACUAGGAUACUAGGUGCGGACAGGCUUUUCAAUAUAAUGGGAAAAUGAGCACAGACCAUCUCAUUAUUCUUUUGCUCAGACUUUCAGAUGCUCCUUGACCGCUUCAGUGGCGCUGACAGUGUGGAUGGGGACUUUGACCUCCACCGACCGUAGGGGUAGUCUCCAAUGAACCCCAUCAUGCCAUGGUCAGUGCUACUGUGCACUCGGGUCAUUUUGAGGGUUAAAGCCAUUCUCAGAAUAAAGAAUGGCCUGCAUGUAGCCUAGUAUAUUGCAGCUUUGAAGUGCUUUAUAUAUUGUGGACCAUGUUCUCUCUUUGUUCAGUCAUAUUAUCAGUCAGCACUUGUUGUAGAAAGUUUGGGAUGUGCAUAUUUUGCACACUUCAUUGAAUCCAAGGACAUGGGAAGAGAUUCUCUGGUGUAACAUGAGACUAGAGUCAGAUAUCAUGGAGACCGACACUACUAGAAGCACAUUGGUCAUAAUAGCUGAUUGAAUUGUAGUUAGACUAUACAGUUUUCAGACUAUUUUGAUGUGCAUGGCACUGGGAUAUCACUGGCUAUUUCUGUAUAAUUUGGUAUGCUUUUUGGUCCUAUUUGUAAGUGUGUCACCUAAAUUGCAGUGUGAUUGGAUUAUGGUAUUGUGAGUAUGGGCACGGACAUUUAAUAUAUGUUUGUCUGCAGCUUUAUGGUGGAUUAAAGGGGCAAUCUGCAUUUCAAACAACAACAACAUUUUUGGGGGGCUAAAGAAAUGUAACCACUCUGAAAUUAAUAGACAUAGCUAUGGAUGCAAGGACCAAACAUCGUUGAGAUCAACAUUAUAGUUUUAACCAUGUUUUGAGGCUAUAAGUGUUUUUUCUUUUUACAAUUAUAUUGUUUACAAAAAUAUUAUAAAAAGGUUAUUUUCAGUUCAGAUGGGAUACUACAGUUGAAGUUCAUGAGGCAUUUACACUGUGUACAAAACAUUAAGAUCAACUACCUAAUAUUGAGUUGCACUUUCAUCUGAAUUCACCUGGUCAGUCGGUCAUGGAAAGAGCAGGUGUCUAUAAUGUUUUGUACACUCAGUGUAUAAGUUAUAUUCGUCAAGAAUCAAUAGCAUCAUUCAUUGGAAAGUCAAAUGUAUGUAGCAAUCGCAGCUUGUACAGUUGUGAAAUUUGACUGAUUCUAUGAAAACACAACUAUAGGACUUCAGUUAUUGUAGAUAAAAUUAGAAGUGAAUUUGAAGAUUAUAUAAAAUGUAUACAAUUGUGUCAAACCAAGUGUUGUUCCCUCCCCUGCUUCAGGCGCCUGAACACAUAGGCAUUAAGAUGAUGUAAUAAAGCGCUCCAAUUCAUUCAAUAAAUACAAAUUACUUCAAGUUAAUUUA